AUGAAGGACCAGUAUAAAAGGCAGCCCAGAUCCCAGCUCUCCCAUCCUCUUCUCUUGUCUCCUUCUCAUUGGGAACCAGUCAUGUCCUGCUACACCCAGUGUGUGCCAUGCCGGCCCUGCGGCCCGACCCCUCUGGCCAGCAGCUGCAAUGAGCCCUGUGUCAGGCAGUGCCAGGACUCCACCAUCGUCAUUGAGCCCUCUCCCGUGGUGGUGACCCUGCCCGGACCCAUCCUCAGCUCCUUCCCGCAGAACACCGUUGUGGGCUCCUCCACCUCCGCUGCUGUUGGCCGCAUCCUCAGCUCUGAGGGCGUGCCCAUCACCUCGGGGGGCUUUGACUUGUCCGGCUUGGGCAGCCGCUCCUGUGGCAGAAGGUGCCCGCCCUGCUGAAGCCGCUGGUCCCGGAGAAAUUCUCCAGAAAACAGGAACAU
This is a messenger RNA of Lagopus muta (rock ptarmigan), 428 nucleotides long. Its product is annotated as feather beta keratin-like. The transcript has 2 exons. The record is from RefSeq and is a predicted model, not a curated record. Gene Ontology annotation, cellular component: intermediate filament. Gene Ontology annotation, molecular function: structural constituent of cytoskeleton. NCBI's taxonomy places the organism in Eukaryota, Metazoa, Chordata, Aves, Galliformes, Phasianidae. Bases 1 to 387 code for a protein of 128 amino acids.